AUGGUCAAAACGCUCCCCUUCGGCGACAUUGAGGUCCCAGUCCCCGGCUUUGGGGCGAUGGGUUUCAACCACGGUCUUGGGUUAAACCUCACCUUGGAAGAAGCAGAGCCUGUCCUGCUUAAGGCUCUGGAGCUCGGCUGCACGUUCUGGGACACGGCCGUCAUAUACGGAGCCGGAGUUAACGAGAAACUCCUUGGAGACUUCAUCCGCAAACACAAUGUUCGCGACAAGGUCUUCAUUGCAUCCAAGUGCGGCAUCGUUUUACCCGACGCCGCUCCCGACAUGAGCAAGCCGCGGCUGACCGUCACCAACAAGCCGGCCCAUAUCAAGGAGUACAUCGAAGGCACUAUUGAGCGCCUUGGCUUCGCCCCUGACCUGUACUAUCUCCAUCGCAUUGACCCAGAAACUCCCCUCGAGGAAUCGAUCCCAGCCCUCGAUGAGCUCCGAAAGGCGGGCAAGACUAAGUACAUCGGACUGUCCGAAUGCUCCGCCGCGACCCUACGCAAAGCACACUCAAUCGCGAAAAUCGACGCCGUCCAAGCAGAAUAUUCCGCCUUCGAGACCCUGCACGAGACCGACGGCCUAAUCGACACCGCCCGAGACCUUGGCGUGGCCUACGUAGCCUACGGCCCGCUAGGACACGGCUGGCUGGUGGACGACUUUGCGUACAAGAGUCCCGAUGACUUUGCUCCCAAUGACGGCCGCCGUAGCAUCCCCAAAUUCCAAGGCGAAAACUUCCACCUCAACCGCGCCAUCGUCCACGAACUCCAACAACUCGCCGCCAAAAAGGGCUGCGCCACCACCCAGGUCGCACUCGCCUGGGUCGCCGCCCAGGGCAUGAUCGCCAUCCCAGGCACGACCAAGGCGCACCGGCUAGAGGAGAACUGGGCUUCCCGCGAAGUGGAGUUGACGGAGGAUGAGAUGAAGGAGAUAAGGCGGAUUGUGGAGGAGGCGAAGCCGAGGGGGGAGAGGUAUGGGGAGUCGUUGAGGAAGACGGUGGGGAAUUGA
Dichotomopilus funicola is the source of this 1008-nucleotide messenger RNA. RefSeq names its product NADP-dependent oxidoreductase domain-containing protein. Bases 1 to 1008 code for a protein of 335 amino acids. Gene Ontology annotation, cellular component: cytoplasm. The transcript is spliced from 6 exons. Lineage: Eukaryota; Fungi; Ascomycota; Sordariomycetes; Sordariales; Chaetomiaceae. The record is from RefSeq and is a predicted model, not a curated record.